Messenger RNA from Cuscuta epithymum, 1018 nucleotides. The record is from the annotation of a GenBank genome assembly. Lineage: Eukaryota; Viridiplantae; Streptophyta; Magnoliopsida; Solanales; Convolvulaceae.
CUUUUUCCAUCACUUCCACCCUGACUUCAUUCUUAUCAUAUGUCAAUAUUUUAUGCACAUACUUGAUCCUCAGAGUCUGUAUUCGCUUCUCCUGCAUUAUAAUACAUGUUAGUUUUAAUAUAUCAUGUGUCACCUAGUAAUUCUAUUAGUCAAAAUUACUAAACAUUUAUGAAACAAAUAUGCACUUACAUUUCCUUUCUCAAGUCCACACUCCCAACCAGCAUCUCCAUUGAAGGUUUCCAUAUGUCUCAUCAGCUAUCAAUGAUGCUGAACUUUGCAUUCUUCAAAUCAAAGCACAUUAGAUGUUGUGUGCUCCUCAUCGGUGUAAUCGAUAUGAGGAAUUUUCGUUGUGCUUGGUUGGCAAAGCUUUUCCAACAUUUACAUUAUGAGGCUUCAAUUAUUCGUCAUACACCUGAACCACCGCCUCACUAUGGGAAGAAGAAAAUGCUCAAUUGGAUCUCAUUUUUCGGUGGUUGGUCAAACCGAUGAUUCAGAAAACUUCUAUACGACUGAGUUUCCUUUGUUAAGUUGGUUGCUGGUCAAACCAAUUCUUCUUUUCCGGUGGCUGAUGAAGCCGAUAUUUUUUAUUUAAUUUGUUCCCUUUCUAGUUUGGACAAUUUAUUUUAUUUCAAUUCCCUUUUGAGCAGCAAGUUCAGUAGUGUUGUUAGAUUAGUCUAUAUAAUUGCGGGAUUAGCGAAUCUGUUUGGUCCUUAUAGGCCAUUGGAUUCAAUGUCUCAUCUCAGUGUAACCUCGAACUAUUGUAUUGCUUUAUCUCUAACAAAAGAAGAAUUUCCUUUUUGUCAAAAAGAAGAAUUUGUUGGUUUUAUUGGGAUCAGAAACACCCUAUUCGGGGCCUAAUCCUUUUAUUAGACCCGAUUUGCCCGCACCACAUCAUGGUGCAAUCCCUCAUAUCCAUCCACUGCUUAGACCAUUUGGAGUGGUAUGAGAGUCUAAAUGUCAAAAAUGGACUCCGUCCAUAUGAAAACAGUGUUUUGACUCCUAUUUCUCUGCAUCCCAA